Molecule: messenger RNA, 1449 nt
Organism: Camelina sativa (false flax)
Lineage: Eukaryota; Viridiplantae; Streptophyta; Magnoliopsida; Brassicales; Brassicaceae
Source: RefSeq, a predicted model, not a curated record
AUGGCAUCAGGUUUGAAGAUGCAAUUCACUUGGGUUUUGGAAAAAUUCUCAUCUUUGCAAGAUGAAGAGUACCGCUACUCUCCCCCCUUCACGGUCGCCGGCUGCAAUUGGCGUCUUCUUGCUUACCCAAGAGGAGUUAUGAAUGAUCGUUCUUAUGGAUACUUUUCCGUGUAUCUUUAUCUUGCGCCUGGAUCUUUGCCACAAGGAUGGAGAAGAGAAGUCAAGUAUCGCAUCACUCUUGUCAAUGUUAACCCUCAAUGCAACAAAGUAUUAGGAGAGCAAUGCUUUCUCGAUGCAAAGGUUUAUAUCAGCGGGUUUCAAGAGUUCUUGCACCUUGACCAACUUCGUAAUAAAUGGGAAGGUUUUUUGGUGAAUGACAGGCUCACUAUCAUCGCUGAAGUAGACGUCCUACCAGUCAAUGAUGUACCACUAAAUAGCGAACCUUUGAAGAAAAUUCUGAUGGCAUCGUCUCUGAAGAGUUCGGAUGAUGAUGAUGAUGAUGAUGAUGCAUCCCAAGAGGAUGGAGAUGAUGAUGAUGCAUCCCAAGAGGAUGGAGAUGAUGAUGAUGCAUCCCAAGAGGAUAAAGAUGUUGGAGGUAGUGGCAUUAGUCCUUUGAACCAAUUGAAUGGCUUAGAGGGUCUCUCUCAUAAGGAAGAAAAUCAUGGUUGCAAUACUGUGGUGGCCGAGACUGAUCAGGUUUCCAACGGUGAAAAUGAUGAUGCAGUACUUAACGAAGAUGUUGAUGAUGAGGUUUCAUCUCUCGUUUUGAAUGAUAUUGUUGCCAGAAACGCAAGUAAUAUAUACAAAGUGUUAAUGUCCUUGGAGGAUGCCUCUCAGAGAAUGGAAACUAGUGUUAGGGGUCCUAAAACCUUGGCACCUGUUGUUACCGAGACUUGUGAUAAUGUGCUUAUGGAGAUUCAACCAGUGAAGGAAACAGUGGACAUCAAUGGUUUUGAGGUUGUUUCUUCCAAGGUGGAAUCAGUGAGACGUAUAUUCGAAAGGCACCCAGACAUUGCAGUGGAGUUUCGUGCAAAGAACCAGCAUCUGAGGAACGCGUGCAUGAACUUCCUGCUUAGCUUAAUCGAGACGAUGUGCCAGUCACUCGAGGAGCUCUCAAAUGAAGAUCUUGUCGAAUCAGACAUUGCGUUGACAUACUUGAGAGAUGCAGGGUUUAAGGUGGACUGGUUGGAGAAGAAGCUGGACAAACUAAAGGAAAAGAAGCAGGAAGAGCAGUCUGGUUUGGCCAGGCUAAAUGAAAUAGAGGAAAAUCUAAUGAUUCUGGAGAAGAAGUGGGAAGAACUGGAUGCUCUUGCGGACAAGGAGAAAAUAGAGUUGAAGGCCACUCGAACUGCUCUGUCUUUCGAUGAUCUUGUUUGAUGGCUUGAGUUGUUUUUAGGCAUUUUGGUGUUCUGAUAUUUUAUUUUCUCCUUAGUUGAACUUAUAGCUAGA